Molecule: messenger RNA, 612 nt
Organism: Copidosoma floridanum
Lineage: Eukaryota; Metazoa; Arthropoda; Insecta; Hymenoptera; Encyrtidae
Source: RefSeq, a predicted model, not a curated record
UGUUGCCCACGAUUUUCUUGGCAGCCUGAUGCAGUUUGAGAUCAACAGAAACCAGCACUACAGUAAUUUAGCCAGUUACAUAAAAAAACUUUAAGUUGGAUAAGAAAUUAGCUAUACAGUUGCUGCUGUAACAAUAAAAGCCUUGUUGCCAAAAGAUACUAAACUGCAGAAAUCGAUAUUAGUAACUGAUAGUAGUAAAUGGAUGUUACUACCCCAAUGAAAUUGGAUGCUAUUGAGAUUUCUCCCAAAAAAUUAACAUUCCGAGGUUGUGAAAAUGCAGUUAAAGAUUUGAGAAAAAAAUUACGUAAAUUUUUUAACGAAGCAGAUGGACAUGGAUCGCUACUGCGCAAGCCACCGUCAAGGAUGAUAACACCCCAAUAUUUUAUAACUCCUAACGUAAUAUCAUGUUAUCCAAUUAAACGCAUGGACUGGAUUGCUUUUGUUAAUGUAAACAAUUACAAAAAGUGUUUUUCACCUAGUGAUGAUGCCGUUCUCGUGCAGAGAUCCCAUGUUUUAAUGAAUACAACACGAUAAAACAUAGAUUAAUUGUAGGUAACAUGCAUAAUCACAGAACUGUAAGUGAUAGCUUGUUUUAAUGUAAUAACAGUAAAU